CCCCCAGUGGAAGAGGCUGGUGACGGAUUUCAAGAUCGUGCAGUUCGUAUUCAGCUUCUGUAUCUCCGGGAUGAUGCUGUAAUACCAUUUAGCCGGCAGCGGGUGCUCUGGUAUGUGGGGGUGGUGCUUCAAUGUCGUUUUCAAUGCUUCGCUUCUGGCCCUUUUUGUUGA
Linum tenue is the source of this 171-nucleotide messenger RNA. Lineage: Eukaryota; Viridiplantae; Streptophyta; Magnoliopsida; Malpighiales; Linaceae. The record is from the annotation of a GenBank genome assembly.